UAUAUAUAUUAAUUCCUUCCUAUAAUCUAUAAUUGCAAAACCAAAGCCAAUCAAUUACCAGCUUCUCUCUCUCUCUCUCAUUUUAGUCAUCAGAAAUGGGAUCAGCCAACGAAGAUUUCAUGGUGACUGUGAGCAAGAAAGAAGUGGUAGCAGCAGCUGUGCCAUUUCAAGAGCACUGGCUGCCACUCACCAAUCUGGACUUGCUUCUGCCACCACUUGAUGUUGGUGUUUUCUUCUGUUACAAGAAACCAAUUACCAGCAUGGUUUUUGGUUCCAUGGUUAGUGUCCUCAAGAAGGCCUUGGCUCAAGCUCUUCUGUCCUACUAUGCUUUUGCUGGCGAGGUUGUCCCAAACCCCAUGGGUGAGCCUGAGCUUCUCUGCAACAAUCGAGGUGUGGAUUUCAUCGAGGCUUAUGCUGAUGUUGACCUUCAAAAUCUCAACUUCCAUAACCCUGAUGACAGCAUUGAAGGCAAAUUUGUACCUCGAAAGACAAAUGGUGUGCUGUCAGUUCAGGCAACUGAACUUAAAUGUGGCGGUAUAGUGGUGGCAUGCGCAUUUGAUCAUCGAGUAGCUGAUGCCUACUCAACCAACAUGUUUCUCGUGUCAUGGGCUGAAAUAGCUGGAUCAAAACCGGUUUCUAUGGCACCAUCCUUUCGUCGAUCUCUGCUGAAUCCGAGACGUCCAGGGCGCAUUGAUCCUUCCCUGGAAGGGUUGUAUGUUCCAAUACGCUUAUUGCCACCUCCUGAAGAUUACCAUGAAUCUACCGAUCAUCUCAUUAGUCGCAUUUAUUACGUUACUACUGACCAACUCAAUGAGCUUCAAUCACUUGCCUCCUCCAAUGGAGACAAAAGGACCAAACUCGAGUCUUUCAGUGCAUUUUUGUGGAAAAUGGUAGCAACGUCUGCUGCCAAAGAUAGAGACAAGGUAUCGAAAAUGGGGAUUGUUGUGGAUGGGAGGUCAAGGUUAGGUGAAGGAGAUGAAGUUAAGGCAACCAUCAUGGGUUCUCAUUUUGGAAAUGUGCUAUCCAUUCCGUAUGGAUCCCAAACAGUUGGCGAACUCAUUGAAAAUCCUUUGUCUUCGUUGGCAAAACAAGUUCAUGAAUUUCUAAAACCAGCUACGACGAAGGAACAUUUCCUGGGACUGAUUGAUUGGGUUGAAGCUGUUCGCCCUGAGCCUGCAAUGACGAUGGUGUAUUGCGUGGGCAAGGAUGAUGGGCCAGCUUUGGUGGUGUCGUCAGGGCAGCGUUUCCCAGUUUCAAAAGUGGACUUUGGAUGGGGCCUCCCAACAUUUGGGUCAUACCACUUCCCUUGGGGUGGGCUUUGUGGAUACGUUAUGCCGAUGCCUAGUCCGGUCAGCGAUGGCGAUUGGGUGGUCUAUUUACAUCUAUUGAAAGGGCAGUUGGAGUUAAUCGAAAAAGAGGCUGCCAAUGUGCUUAGGCCCUUGACUUUUGAUUAUCUUGAUAUCCAAGUUUCCCCAAACUAGCUUUUUCACUUUUGAUUUCAAGAGUACAUGUCACUUACAAUUUUUUUUAUUAUAAUAUUAUAAUUAAUCAAUCAUAAUAAAAAAAUUAUAUAGAAAUUCAUCACUUGAAAGUAUGAAUUCUAUAUAAUUUGUUAUGUAUCUCAAUAUUAAAUUAUGAUUGUAUUAUAAUAAUUGUAAG
This is a messenger RNA of Durio zibethinus, 1659 nucleotides long. Its product is annotated as coniferyl alcohol acyltransferase-like. Gene Ontology annotation, molecular function: acyltransferase activity, transferring groups other than amino-acyl groups. NCBI's taxonomy places the organism in Eukaryota, Viridiplantae, Streptophyta, Magnoliopsida, Malvales, Malvaceae. The record is from RefSeq and is a predicted model, not a curated record.